This is a messenger RNA of Thelazia callipaeda (thelaziosis nematode), 1575 nucleotides long. Lineage: Eukaryota; Metazoa; Nematoda; Chromadorea; Rhabditida; Thelaziidae. The record is from the annotation of a GenBank genome assembly.
AUGAGAUCAGUUAAAUAUGAAGCCGGGGCUGCUACCAACUAUAUUACUCGACCACGAGCCUUAAGGAAAUUGCAGUUAUCUUUGAAAGAUUUCCGUCGUCUUUGCAUUCUCAAAGGUAUUUAUCCACAUGAGCCGCUUCAUAAAAAGAAGGUCAACAAAGGAUCGACUGAAAAUCGGAUAUAUUACUAUGUGAAGGAUAUCAAUUUUUUGGCAUGUGAGCCGAUUAUUAAAAAAUUUCGAGAAUAUAAGAUUUUCUUGAAAAAAUUGACCAAAGCAAAAGCGAAACGAGAAGAAGAUCGUGUCAAAAAAUUAUAUGAAAGACGCCCUGAAUACCAGCUAGAUCAUAUUGUAAAAGAAAGAUAUCCAACUUUCGAAUCAGCUCUUCGGGAUUUGGAUGAUGCCUUAUGUUUACUUUUUGCUUAUUCAGUCUUGCCACGCUCUAAAAUUAUACCUACCGCUUUAGUUGCUUCGGCUCGCAGGCACUCAGCAAGUUUAGUUUUCGUCUCAAUCAAAGGAAUUUAUUAUGAAGCAGAAGUGAUAGGUGAGAGGGUAACAUGGAUUGUUGGUCAUGAUAGAGGUGUGGGUCAUGUAAAUGAGGUUGAUUUCUCAGUGUUGUCCACAUUUGCUGAAUUUUACAUUUCAAUGCUUGAAUUCGUCAAUUAUCGACUAUAUCACUCAGUUGGACUUUUUUAUCCUCCUAAACUUGCUUUUAAAUCAGAGAAGUUGAAACUUUGUUACUGUGAUGAUGGUGAUGAAAUCGAGGAGGAAAGAAUAUAUAGUCUUGCCUAUCCACUAUCGAAAUCUGAAAAUCAUGAGGAACAAAUUGAUGUGAAUAUUGAUGAUCCUUUUGUCAAUGAAUUGAAUGAAAAAUUACGUGAUAAUGAAAAGAAAAAACAGCUUUUCAUAAAUUGUCGAUUUUGGCUGAAUCGUGAAGUUCCAAAAGAUGUUCUUGCAAUUAUUAUAAGGCUAUCAGGAAAAUGCUGCAUUUUCAGAAGUUGUGGAGGAUUCGUCUCUUGGGAAAAUUGUCCAGUAGCACAAUAUAACGAAAAUGAUGAAAGAAUUACUCAUCAAGUAAUUGACAGGCCAUUGCCAAAUAAUGUCAGGAAUAUUAAUAGAUGUUACAUACAGCCACAGUGGAUUUUUGACAGCUUCAACAAACGAACUCGUCUUCCGGUAAACAAGUACCUUCCUGGUGCAGUUUUACCACCUCACUUAUCACCCUUUUCUAGUGAUUAUAAUGCCUAUGAGGAACAACUAGAACAACUUAAGUUGCUGAGCAAAGCACCAACGAAUGUAUCGACAAAAACAAAGAAAGCAAAAGAAGUUCUGUCAACAGAAAAAGCAGAAGAAGCUAAGAAAAAACCAAAUAUGAAAGUCAGGAAAGGCCGAAUGCAUAGAGAGAACAUGCAGCAAAAACUUAAUGAACAAGGGCAUGAACUGAAGUUACGUGAGAUGUUGCUACCAAAGAAGCGUAAAAGGGUUUAUUCAAAAAUUAAGCGUGGAAUCAAGCGUCGAGUUCGUGAGGAGAACAAGCUGAAUGAGAAAAGGUUGAAAUUGCUGGAAGCUGCUAACUGA